Messenger RNA from Beauveria bassiana ARSEF 2860, 867 nucleotides. RefSeq lists its product as uncharacterized. The record is from RefSeq and is a predicted model, not a curated record. The transcript is spliced from 3 exons. NCBI's taxonomy places the organism in Eukaryota, Fungi, Ascomycota, Sordariomycetes, Hypocreales, Cordycipitaceae. Bases 1 to 867 code for a protein of 288 amino acids.
AUGCGUGCCCUCACCGCCGCCGCCCCUCGGCUACUCUCCCGCCUGUCCCCGCAGCAUCCCGACGUCCUCUGGCUCCCCGCGACGUCAUGCGCCCAGCUGCUCCGGCCCCUUCGUCGCCACCCAGCCGCCGUCGUUCUUUGCCUGUACUCGACCAAGGCGCCGCCGGCAAAGAUGGCCGAGGUCGUCUCCAAGCGACAAGCCGACGCGACGUUGGCCGCCGCCAAAUCAAAAGCAACGUAUGAGAUACCCGAGCGGCUGCUCAUCUACCACGCCGGCACUGGACGAACCACCUUUCUGGCCAUGCUCAAGGUGACUACCCUCUUCAUCGGCGCCUUUUUCUGCUUCGUCGCCGUUCCGAGCUACAUUUCCGCCGACAAGCCCGUUUCCGAAACCGUCAAAAUCGCGCUGUGCGGUGUCAUCCCCUUCUUCUUCGUCACCUACACCACCGCUCCCUUUGUCACGCACCUCUACAUUCACCUCCCCGUCUCCGCGCGCACCUCGCGCGCCGCCCUCGAGCGCUUCGUCCGCGCCGCCCUCCCGCCGAGCGCGCGCCUCACCGCCACCACCAUGAGCGCCAUUGGUAAGCCCCGGUAUAGCACACUGUGCGCGGGGGACCUGCGCCCCGUGAGACGGCGGCGGUUCGGGCUGGUGAAUUACGCGCGCGACGCCGGGGCGGAGAAUCGCGGCCGCCGGUGGUAUGAGCUGCCCGCGGUGAGACAGUUUCAUGUGCCAGAAGGCGGCGGCGGCGCGGCCAAGGAGAAGACGGUCAGAAAGGAGGGCAGGAGACUGGUGGAGCCGUGGAUAUGGGAUGCGAUCAAGGAGAAGAUUGCAAAAAGGAGUGGUGAGGCAGGCGGUGCGGCGUCGUGA